GAGAGAGAGAGAGAGAGAGAGAGAAUUCCUGCAUCCGUUUAUAUCCCGUGUAACCUACUGAGUUACUUCACCAUGAAUCCGCUGACGAAGGUGAAGCUGAUCAACGAGCUGAACGAGAGGGAGGCUCACCUCGGGGUCAAGGAGUCCGUCUCCUGGCACACAGAGUACAGAGACAGCGCCUGGGUGUUUGUGGGAGGAUUUCCAUACGAGCUGACUGAAGGCGACAUCAUCUGCGUCUUCUCUCAGUACGGAGAGAUCGUCAACAUCAACCUGGUCCGAGACAAGAAGACGGGGAAAUCCAAAGGGUUCUGCUUCAUCUGCUUUGAGGACCAGCGCAGCACCGUCCUGGUGGUGGACAACCUGAACGGCAUCAAGGUGACCAGAUACAUGUUCAUCACAGACCUCUGCUUCCACACUGUAUGCUAAGCUAGGCUAGCUGUUUCCCUGUGUUUCACGUUGU
Molecule: messenger RNA, 460 nt
Organism: Anarrhichthys ocellatus (wolf-eel)
Lineage: Eukaryota; Metazoa; Chordata; Actinopteri; Perciformes; Anarhichadidae
Gene: rbmx2
Product: RNA binding motif protein X-linked 2
Exons: 4
Coding region: 73-426 (117 amino acids)
Biological process (GO): mRNA splicing, via spliceosome
Cellular component (GO): precatalytic spliceosome; U2 snRNP; catalytic step 2 spliceosome
Molecular function (GO): RNA binding
Source: RefSeq, a predicted model, not a curated record